CUUUUCUUUUUGAUAAUCACUACCACUACCCACCACCCCCAACUUGCCUCUUUCAAAAAAUUAUUCACCAAAAUGUGGCGGAUGCUGGCGGUGCUCAACCAGAACCUUCAGAACAUACGGAAGAGUCCAAGGGUGGCCGACGAGAGCGUCUUGGCCGCCGUCAACGGUGCCGAGGUCGGGAUUUUUGGCCGAGACAAUAUGCAUCAGAUGAGGAGGAGAUCCACCAGGUGGACUGCUUUUUCCGUCAUUUGCAGCGUCGUUCGCGCUCCCUUCUCCAUCAUUUCUUGCUUCUCUCAGCCGCACGUUAAUGGCGCCGAUAGGGUUUGGGUAUCAGGCGAAUUUGCCCAGAUUUCAGAGAUGAAUCAUCUAAUGGUCAGUGACAGCAUGCGUUAUGCAAUAUUGAUGUAAUUAUUAUGACUAUAUAAAAAAGACAACACUUUAUAUAUAUAUAUAUAUGGGGAAUUACAGAGCCUGAAAAGUAACUGGGAUUUUUGAUCUCUUGUAAUAUUGUACCAGGUACUUUGAUUAGUUUGCUUGCAGGAUUUCAGGAAAGGAAUGUCUUCUUCUU
Messenger RNA from Carica papaya (papaya), 568 nucleotides. RefSeq lists its product as uncharacterized. Lineage: Eukaryota; Viridiplantae; Streptophyta; Magnoliopsida; Brassicales; Caricaceae. The record is from RefSeq and is a predicted model, not a curated record.